AGCUAAGAAACCCUACUCAUGAAGGUGGAGUAGCAGGGCGGUUACUUGUGGAUCUGCAACCUCGGACUGCGUGGCGGACAGACUGUUUGGCUAAUAUAGGACAGAGGAGCUGUCCUUCGGUUUGGGUGCUGAAAUAGAUUUUCCAGGUUGUUUUCCGUAGGCUUGCUGGCAAUUUGAAAGUAAUGUAGGGUCGUGUCUACCGAUUAAUUCAUUAUUUAAAAAAAGUUUGUGUAGCCUAUGAAGCGAAUCAAAUAUGGGAUUAUAUCACAAUUUAUUUUGCCGAAGACGUUUGGUUGAGGACGAUCCUACACUUAAUUCAGUCAUCCACCAUCCUCAUGCAGUGGUGACCUGAGAGCGAGCCAAGAUGCCUGAGAUCUGCACGGAGCAAUCUUAUCCUAACCAUGGCUGCAGGUCUGUAAAUACAGCGGACAACCAAGGCCAGAUUAAGAGUGGCAGCAGGCUGUCUCGCUUUGAAGGGUUGGUGAAGGGCUGGUCAUCUCAUAUUGGCAGGCCUUCAGACUCAACCAUUGAGUCACACACAGAGUUCAGACAGGCCUGGAGGGCAGAGAGGCUGUCUAACACAAGACUCUCUGACCAGGUCAACAGGAGAACCAAUGGACAGUGGCCCUUGGCGGUGUACAAUAUGAACAACUGCAACAACAAUGACAAAAAAGAUGACAAGAAGGAAGAUGGAAAAAAGGAUGAGAAGAAGGAUGAGAAGAAGCCGGAUCCCCCAAAGCCUCCUGAUAAAAAGCCAGAUGAUAAGAAACCAGAACCGCCGAAAGAGGUAUGGAUCAUUGACCCCGCUACAGACAUGUACUACAACUGGCUGACAGUAAUGGCUGUACCAACGUUUUACAACCUGAUGCUUCUGGUGACAAGGGCCAGUUUCAAUGACCUGCAGUUCAACUACACAUAUUUGUGGGUGGUCCUUGAUUACACUUCGGAUGUCAUUUAUUAUAUUGACACUUUUGUGAGAUCUAGAACAGGCUUCCUGGAACAAGGAUUGCUUGUCAAGGACCCAGUGAAACUAAAAGAAAACUACAGGGCCCAUUCACAGUUUAAAUGGGACAUCAUAUCGAUGAUACCUACAGAUCUCGCUUAUAUUGUAUAUGGUUUCGACAAUCCGGAGUUCAGAUUCAACCGCCUUGGCAAGAUGGCACGGCUCUUUGAGUUCUUUGACCGAACAGAAACCAGGACGAACUACCCCAACAUUUUCCGAAUCGGGAACCUUGUGCUUUACAUCCUGAUCAUCAUCCACUGGAACGCCUGCGUCUUCUAUGCUCUCUCCAAACUACUGGGCUUUGGUUCAGACACCUGGGUGUACCCAAACCUCACUCACCCCGAGUUUGGCCGCCUGAGCAGGAAGUACGUAUACUGUCUCUACUGGUCCACCCUGACUCUGACCACAAUUGGAGAGACACCACCACCGGUCAACGAUAUUGAGUACCUGUUUGUGGUCUGCGAUUUCCUGACAGGCGUUCUGAUUUUCGCCACCAUCGUCGGCAAUGUGGGUGCCAUGAUCUCCAACAUGAAUGCUGCACGUGCCGAGUUUCAAGCCAAGAUUGACUCCAUCAAACAGUACAUGGAAUUUCGUAAGGUUUCCAAGGUCCUGGAGGCUAGGGUGGUCAAGUGGUUUGAUUACCUCUGGACAGAGAAAAAGACCUGCGAUGAGAAGGAGGUCCUGAAGAACCUGCCAGACAAGCUGAAGGCGGAGAUCGCCAUCAACGUCCACAUGGAAACACUGAGCAAAGUGCGCAUCUUCCAGGAUUGUGAAGCAGGCCUUCUGAUCGAGCUGGUCCUCAAGCUACAGCCUCAGGUCUUCAGUCCCGGAGACUACAUCUGCAAGAAGGGCGACAUCGGCAGAGAGAUGUACAUUAUCAAAGAGGGGAAGCUGGCUGUGGUGGCGGAUGAUGGGGUCACACAGUGGUGUGUUCUGAGCGACGGCGCAUACUUCGGAGAUCUCAGUAUCCUGGGUAUUAAGGGCAGUAAGGCCGGCAACCGGAGAACGGCCAACAUCAGGAGCGUGGGCUACUCGGACCUCUUCGCCCUGUCUAAAGACGACCUGAUGGAUGCUCUCAUCGAGUACCCCGACGCCAAGGGUGCUUUGGAGGAGAAAGGCAGAGCCAUCUUGAUGAAGGACAACCUCAUCGACGAGGCCGCGGGAGACGUAAUUGACCCCAAAGAAAUGGAGAAUAAAGUGAUUACGAUGGAGACUAACAUGGAAGUCAUGACACUCAAGUUCACUCGAAUGAUUGCAGAGUACGAAACAUACCAGGCCAAGGUCAAGCAGCGCAUCAGCAACAUAGAGGCCAGGGUCAAAACCCUCAGGGAGUAGGAUAGAGGAGCUGAUGAAGGAAAAAUCUGCAGACUUGUGCAGUAGUUCACUCAGUACACUUGACAUACAUUAAAUGUGUCAAUCUAUUGCCUAUACUAACCCUUUAGAUCUGUUAGGAAAGGGUAUUCCAUCGAGGGGGGUUAUAAUAAUCCCAGAUGCAUUGUUGGAACUAUUCAAUAGUACAUUUACAGAGUGAAAUGUAAAUAAUGCAGUAAAAACAUUCAGAAGUUAAUCAUACUGUGAUACUUGCUGGUGGCAAGUGGUUGCACUUAAAAAAUAAAGUUGCAAUGAAAUAGUAUGUUUCUGGUUUACCACCUUUCCCAAGUAACAUUUCUGUAAGUUUUUCCCCAGAGGUUGACCAACUCAUACAUAAUGUGGGUUUCUGAAUAUUUAACAUUUUCCAUACUACAUGUAUUUGGAUUAACUUCAUAUGAGGGUAUGAGUAAAACUGUGGAAAACCUCUAUUCAAACCUAUCUGUUCCAAUAGAUUGCAAUAAACUCUUCAUGUAC
Messenger RNA from Esox lucius (northern pike), 2848 nucleotides. Its product is annotated as cyclic nucleotide-gated channel cone photoreceptor subunit alpha-like. Lineage: Eukaryota; Metazoa; Chordata; Actinopteri; Esociformes; Esocidae. Bases 365 to 2338 code for a protein of 657 amino acids. The transcript is spliced from 8 exons. The record is from RefSeq and is a predicted model, not a curated record. Gene Ontology annotation, biological process: monoatomic cation transmembrane transport. Gene Ontology annotation, cellular component: intracellular cyclic nucleotide activated cation channel complex; plasma membrane. Gene Ontology annotation, molecular function: protein-containing complex binding; cGMP binding; intracellularly cAMP-activated cation channel activity.